Messenger RNA from Gekko japonicus, 747 nucleotides. RefSeq names its product OX-2 membrane glycoprotein-like. Lineage: Eukaryota; Metazoa; Chordata; Lepidosauria; Squamata; Gekkonidae. The record is from RefSeq and is a predicted model, not a curated record. The transcript has 4 exons. The coding region runs from base 1 to 747 and encodes 248 amino acids. Gene Ontology annotation, molecular function: cell-cell adhesion mediator activity.
AUGGAGGCCCAGGUCACCAAUGUUGCAAAACAGGCAUUUUUCCAACUACGCCAGGUAAAGGAAGGUCUUUGUUCUCAGUGGACUUUCCAGGGCUUGACCAUGGCCAUCAUCUCCAUAUUGCUUUGCAGAGUACAGGGUGCCAUUUUGACAGAGGAUAAAGAAGUAGAGCUGGGUGGCAACGUGACCUUGAGAUGUAUCCUAACAGGGUCUUUUGAACUAGUUCAUCCUUCAUGGAAGAAACAAACUAAUCGGAGCUCUGUAAAUAUUGCAGCAUUGAGUCAGAACAAUACGCAUACAAAUGAGUACAUUGCUGAGGAAUAUAGAAGUCGACUCAGCUUCACGAGUUCAGCAGUUAACGAUACUGCCAUCACCUUUUGGAAUGUUAGCAUCUCAGAAAGUAGCUGCUAUGAAUGUAUAUUUAAUAUAUUUCCCACAGGACCUAUCUCAAACAAAACCUGUCUUCUUGUACAUGAUUUCCAUGCAUUUCUACACCAUCACAUUACUGAUGGACUCUUGAAUGCUACAUGCACAGCAACUGGUUUCCCACCACCUGCAAUCUCUUGGGUUGGACCAGCAGAUGAAAAUAAUGAAAGGAAGCUAGAAAAUUCCAAUGGCACAGUGUCGAUCAUCAGUAACAUACUCAUAAAUACCUCAAGCAGCCAUUAUGGGCAAGAGCUAAUCUGCAAAGUCAGAUACAGAAGGCAAGAGAUAGAUUACAAAGUGCCCAGGACAGAAAAAGGUCAGUGA